AGAACCGUUACAUACAGGGUCUCGCGAAGUCGCUCACGUUUGCCAGGCUGGGCUCGAACUGGCGACCGUCCUGCCUCAGCCUCCCAGAGGGCUAGGGACCACAAGCGUGCGCCCCACGCGCAGCUUGCUCUGCAGUGGAAACCGAUUUGCCUCGUGCCCCGAAGCUCUUCCUCGCCCCUGCCCCGGUGACGUCCUGGUGGCGAAGGGCUUCUGGGUGCCCCUCCCGCUGGCUCCCUCAGGCCCACGUCCCCACACGACGUGCAGCUCCUUUGCAGCCCCGAGUCGCCUGUGACCCUGCGGGCGCCAUUGUCAGCAGAGCGAGGCGUGCCCUACACCGAGCACUGGGCACUGCCUGUCCCUUACCCCCACACGCUCGCCCGCCGCUGUGUCCAGCCGGAAGGGGGGCAAGCGCGGGUGUCACUGCCACAGGGCUUGCCUGGCACCAAGGAGCCCCACAGCCCCACUAGCUCUGCCAGGGCGCCACGGGAGUGGGCAGCUCCUGUGGCCCAGGUUCAAGUCCCCCAACAGUCGGCUGUGCCCGGCCACAGGGACUACGUACUGGCAGAAGCCUGUCGCCCACGAGGACAUGGAGCUGGACCAGCUGGACCUGAACCCCAGGAUCCUGGCAGCUGUGAGGAGAGCCAGGCUGAAGUCCAUGAAGGAGGUCCUGCGCUUCUCGGGACCUGACCUGCAGAGAUGCACCGGCCUGUCUAGCUCCGAUGUCCGCUGCCUGUUGACAGCAGCUGCCAAGCACCUUCGGGGCCACUGCACACUCACAGCGCUGCAACUGUACCAGCAGAGGCCCUGGCCCCAUCCACACUCACUCAUCCCGCUGCUGGACCGGCUCCUGGGCGGCGGGCUGCCCCUGAACGGCAUCACGGAGCUGGCAGGCCGCAGCUCAGCAGGGAAGACCCAGCUGGCACUGCAGCUCUGCCUGGCUGUGCAGUUCCCGCGGCAGCACGGGGGCCUGGAGGCUGGGGCUGUCUACAUCUGCACAGAAGCUGCCUUCCCCAGCAAGCGGUUGUGCCAGCUCAUUUCCCAGCAGUCUCGGCUGCGUGUGGAUGUCCCCGGCGAGGUGGUCCAGAGCAUCAGGUUUGGGGACCGGAUCUUCAUCGAGCACACUGCUGAUGUUGACGCUUUGCUGCAGUGUGUGAGCCAGAAGGUCCCCGUGCUGCUGUCCCAGGGCCUGGCGCGCCUGCUGGUUGUGGACUCGGUGGCUGCCCCGUUCCGCUGUGAGUUUGAUGGCCAGGCCUCGGUGGCCCGCGCCAGGUGCUUACAGUCCCUGGGGGCCACACUGCGCUGGCUGAGCAGCACCUUCCAGAUCCCCGUGCUCUGUGUCAACCAGGUGACAGAGGCUGUGGAGCAGCUGGGCAUGCCCUUCUGUCCCAGGUCCCAGGAUGAGCGCCUGUGCCCAGCCCUGGGCAUCACCUGGGCCAACCAGCUCCUCAUGAGGCUUAUGGCCGACCGCGUCCGUGAGGAGGAGGCCAUGCUGGGCCCAUCCAGCUGCCCAACCCGGACUCUGCGGGUGGUCUUUGCACCCCACCUGCCCCCCUGCUCCUGCUCCUACAUAGUCAGCGAGGAAGGGGUACGGGGGACACUGGAGACCUCAGCCUGCUAACAUGGGGUGGCUGUACAAAGCCCACUUUGACCAAGCAAGAACAGGGUCACUAGGGUCUCCCGGAACAACAGCCCCACACACUCUAGGGAGAGGGCGGUGUGGUGGGGGUGCACUCUCCUGGGUCUCGCCCACAAGCUUGUCAGCCCUUUGAAGGACAGACAGUUCACAAGGGCUGGCGGCUUCUGGGUUUUCCACAGUGCCGCCCUGUCCUCUGCGGUCUCCACAACUGCCCGCCAGGACAUGAGGAGCAGCCCUCCCAGCCUACCACACCUCCCAGAAA
Molecule: messenger RNA, 1898 nt
Organism: Fukomys damarensis (Damara mole-rat)
Lineage: Eukaryota; Metazoa; Chordata; Mammalia; Rodentia; Bathyergidae
Gene: Xrcc3
Product: X-ray repair cross complementing 3
Exons: 9
Coding region: 587-1618 (343 amino acids)
Biological process (GO): t-circle formation; double-strand break repair via synthesis-dependent strand annealing; telomere maintenance via recombination
Cellular component (GO): Rad51C-XRCC3 complex; replication fork
Molecular function (GO): ATP binding; ATP-dependent DNA damage sensor activity; four-way junction DNA binding
Source: RefSeq, a predicted model, not a curated record